ACAGCUUUGGCAAUUACUUAAGCAAUUCAUGUUCUUGUUGCACUCAUAUGCCCUAAAGGUCAUCUGCAACAUGCUGCUUUGUGGGCGAAUCUGGUAAAUUGCAACGCAAUCAAAGUGAAGCCCAAGGAUAAUGCAGCGAGCAUCGAACUAAUGCAAUUACGGCAAAGGACGCUUGAGCACAUCGCAAGGACUUUUUGUUGCGAAAUUAAACCGAGAGCCAAAAUCUGCGACUUUUGUCUGCGUUUUUCAAUUCAAAUUCAAUUUCGAUGCGCUUGCCAAUUGCCAUGGCAAAGCUGGCAAAGCAACUGCCCGCCCCAUCCUGCUGCGCCUCGAAGGCAGCAACUACACUGAGCAUAAACAUGAGUUCGAAAUUAUGGCAAUGCGCUGUUCUCCCUGCUCCUGCUGCUGCGCCUUUUGCUGCUACUCCUGCUACUGCUACUGUUCCUACUCCUGCUUCCACUCCUGCUUCUGCUCUUGUUGCUCUUGCUACUUCUCCAGCUGCUGCACCUACUUUUGAUCCUUCUCCCACUCCGACUGCUGCUUCUGUUACGGCUCCUACUCCUGCUCCUGCCCCUGCUCAUGCUCUUGCUACUUCUCCCACUUCUGCUUCUACUUUUGAUCCUUCUCCCACUUCUGCUAGGGCUCCUACUCCUGCUGCUGCUCCUGCUCGUGCUCCUUCUCCCAUUCUGCUCCGUUUCUUGCCACUGCUCCUGCUCCUACUCCUGCUCCUGCUCUCUGCCCUUUAGCUACCGACGAGGCAGCUUUGCUUUGGCAAGUUCAUAGAAGGCUUCGUAAAGCUAAUCUAAAUUCGAGGGUCAACUGACUCUCAUCGAUGGCCAAUGAUGAAGAGCUUGUGUUCCAGGGCUCCUAAAGUCCUUCAUCGGGUAUGAUCUACAAGUCAAUCAUCACUCGAGUGUUUGCCUGACAAUAUGUGAGACGUCUUAACGCCAGGAAAGCAAAGAUUUCUGCAUUUCCAAUUCGUAAUAGCUCGGCAUGAAAUUGGAAUUCGUUAUGCUAAGACUUAAAGCGAGGCGAACUAGAUUUGAACCUGCAGUUGCUUCAGUUCUUAGCUGCAUCUCAGGCCGUUAAGCAGCAUGAAAGCCGUUCAGAUUGCACUUUUAAGCUGGCUUCUUAUAGGUCAAGGCAGCUGCAAUGAAACUUUAUCAGAGGUAGAUCGGAUCGACUCCUUCGAUAAAUGUCAAAUUGCGCUCAAUGCCGUAGCGAGUCCCAGCGAGCAGCUAAGGCAACAGAACGAUGUGCUGCAGUACCUCAAAGAGUUGAUAAAUAACAAAUAUCCCACAUGGGCUGCAGCGGAACCGAAGCAGUUCCAGGAGGUUGGCUCAAAGCUGUACUACGUCGAAGAAGACAAUAAGCUCAACUGGUUUACCGCCUCCGAUGUGUGCUCAUCGAUGGGUGCCCAUUUGGCCUACUUUAAGGACGGCGCUGAAUAUGAGGCGCUGAGCAAUCAUUUAUUAAAUUUGACCCUGAGCAAAUCGAAAGAUGCGCGAUUCUGGAUGGACGUGAACGACAUCUGUGCUCCAGGUGCAUACACAUCCCUGACGACAGGUAAAAAUAUAUCCUAUGCCUAUUGGGAGACUAAUCGGCCGGAUAACUUCGACGACGAACACUGCGUGGAGCUGCGGAUCAAACAGAAAAGAUUCGUCAUGAAUGACAUCAAAUGCUUGAGCGAAAAGUAUUUCAUCUGCCAGAAGGAAAAGCAGAAGUAAUCGAGGUGUA
Messenger RNA from Drosophila hydei, 1737 nucleotides. RefSeq names its product C-type lectin 37Db-like. The transcript has a single exon. Lineage: Eukaryota; Metazoa; Arthropoda; Insecta; Diptera; Drosophilidae. Gene Ontology annotation, cellular component: external side of plasma membrane. Gene Ontology annotation, biological process: biological process involved in interspecies interaction between organisms. The coding region runs from base 1095 to 1727 and encodes 210 amino acids. The record is from RefSeq and is a predicted model, not a curated record. Gene Ontology annotation, molecular function: carbohydrate binding.